Molecule: messenger RNA, 1608 nt
Organism: Nicotiana attenuata
Lineage: Eukaryota; Viridiplantae; Streptophyta; Magnoliopsida; Solanales; Solanaceae
Exons: 5
Coding region: 1-1608 (535 amino acids)
Source: RefSeq, a predicted model, not a curated record
AUGGUAUCAGAGCGAGAUUCUAGAACCACAGUCACAAUCUCCGUCUUUUGCCCUAAUUUUUCUCGAUCCGACAUUCUCUUCUUCCCGUUUCAUUUUCUUUUCGACAAAUUGAUACUGUUUUCUCAUGGCUAUCCUGAUCCAAACAAUGAUUCUGGUGUUGAAUCGACUGAUUCAACUCAUGUCGCCGGUACUGAUCCCGGAGUCAACCCAAGCUGCCCAUUUUACAUGCAUCCAUCUGAUAAUCCUGGUGCGAUGUUGGUGACGACUCCGUUCAAUGGCAUUGGAUACCGAUCCUGGAGAAGAAGCGAAAUCGCUGAUAGUGUUGAUUAUGCUAAUAAUGCUUUUGAACUUUGGAGAGAGUUGGAAGAUAGGUACGAUCAGACUAACGGUACCAAAUUGUAUCAAAUCCAAAAGGAAAUCAAUGAUCUAGCUCAGGGAACCCUUGAUGUUACUGGAUAUUAUACGAAAAUGAAGAAGCUUUGGGAAGAAUUGAGCAUGAUAAAUGCCAAGUCACAGUGUAGUUGUCAAUUCACUUGUGGGGCUAAAGAGAAUAUGCACAAGCCUGAACAAGAUAGAAGACUCAUUCAGUUUCUCAUGGGUUUGAACGAAGCGUAUACCACAGUGCGAGGUAGUAUACUCAUGAUGAGUUCACUACCUUCCAUGGCACAGGCCUUCUCCUUGUUAAUUCAGGAAGAAAAAAAGCGAGAAGUGAAACCACAUAAUCAACUCAUGAUCGACUCUGCUUCUUUGAAUGCUAAUGUAGCUUCACACAAUAGCUUCAACAACAGAACACCUGUACAUAACAAUUUCAGAACCAACUACUCUCCAAACAAUUAUCCCUCCACGAGUACUAGACCUCGCCCCUUCUGUGAUCACUGCAAACGUACUGGCCAUACUAGAGAGAAAUGCUUCAAACUCCAUGGCUAUCCGCAGGAUUUCAAUCAGAAUCCCAAGUACAAUAAAGGCAAAAGGACUGCAGCUGAUGUACACAGUGUUCCACUCGAUUCAUUUUCUAUGAAAGGUGAAGAAACACAGACUCAAGGUAGCAAUUCCAAUGUGAGUCUCACUAAGGAGCAGUAUGGGCAGUUGGUGACUUUGCUCCGACACUUUCAGACUAGCACUGGAGGAUAUAGUUCAGACAACAAUGUGAUUGGUGGAGCUGUGAACUUCGCAGGUAUUUUUGCUUGUUCUGCUUCUGUCCUUUCUGUUGAUUUUGGCCUACUUUCAUGUAAAUGCUUUAAAUCAAGGGCUGGCAUUUGGAUCCUAGACUCUGGGGAUUCUAACCAUAUGACCUUCAAUAAAUCCCUACUCACUCACAUUAAAACCCUAGUAUAUCCUAUGUUAAUCACACUGCCAAACGGCUAUAGAGUUAAAGUCACAGAAAUUGGAACUGCCAUAUUAGCACCAAACAUUGCCCCUUCAAUGAAGAGUUCAUGCUCUGCUACACAUGCCUCUUUACCUAUUUCCUGUUCUGUUUUGUCUAAUUCUUCUGAUGUAAACAGUUUGCACUGUCAGCAUUCUAAAUCAUCUAUUAGGCCAUCUGCCCUUUAUCAAAAUGAGGGGGAUAUCUUUAUCAAAAUGAGGGGGAUAUCUUCUAUCCCUGUUUAG